AUGCCAACUCUCAUCUUCAACAUGUUCGCAACUCGUCAGCUUCGGUAUAUCGUGCUUCUAUUUCUGUCCCUCCAAGUUAUCACUUUCAGAUGCACUUCCAUCCCGCAAGAGCUUCAAACGGGCUUCUCGGCGACACCAGAGUCUUCAACGGCGUCGUUUCAGGCAGUUCUCACUGACCCCAGCGGAAACUUCUCUCUGGGCUUCCUCCGCGUGAACCCAAACCAGCUGGCACUAGCCAUCGUUCACGUGGCGUCCUCGGAGCCUUUCUGGGUGGCCAACCCAACUCGCACGGCGUCCUGGUCCGACACCACGCGCCUCUUCUUCAACGGCAGUCUCGUGCUGUCGGAUCCCGAAACGCGCGUUUCGUGGUCAACCGCCACCAACGGAGACCGCGUGGUGCUCCUCAACACUUCCAACUUGCAGGUCCAAACCAAAGGCUCUCCCCUUUGGGAAAGUUUUGAUUUUCCCACAAAUACCCUCGUCCAAGACCAGAAUUUCACUUCAAAAAUGUCUCUGUUAUCCUCCAACGGAUUUUAUUCGAUGCGUUUAGGCAACGAUUUCAUGGGAUUAUACGAUGGGAACGAGUAUAUAUAUUGGAAACACACUGCGCUGGAGACAAAAGCGGAAGUGAAGGAAGGGAUGGGACCAAUUUACGCCCGAGUCAACCCGGAGGGGUACCUCGGGAUGUAUCAGACGGACGACAAAAAGCCCGUUGAUGUUCAAAAGUUCAACAGCUUCCAACAGGCUGUUACAGCGGCGUCGUUUUUGUUCGUGCGGUUGGAAACGGACGGGAAUCUGAAAGCUUAUUACUGGGACGGUUCCAACUGGCUAACUAACUACCAGGCUAUAUCUGAAACCUGCGAACUCCCCCGCUCCUGCGGUUUCUACGGUUUGUGCACGCCCGGUGGGUCUGGAUGCUCCUGUUUAGAUAACCGGAUCCGGUUCGAACCCGGUGGGUGCUUCAGUGAUGCUAGUGGAGACUUGUGUGGGAAAGAAGGGAUUGGUGGGAAUGAAAGCGGUUACUGGGUGCUGAGAAGGACCGGCGUGGAGCCACCGCAUAAGGAGCUCCUUAGGCAGGAAACGGUGUCGUCUUUAGCGGGGUGCGAGGAAUUGUGCCAGAACAACUGUAGCUGUUGGGGAGCGUUGUAUAACAACGCCACGGGGUUUUGUUACGUGUUGGACAGUCCGAUCCAAACCAUGUUGGGUACCGGGGAUGCGACAAAAGUGGGGUAUUUCAAAGUUAGAAAAGGGGAAGAAGGAAAGAAUCGGGUUUGGGUUCGGGUUGUGGUUGUGGUUACGGUUGUGGUAAUGGUGGGGGUUAUUAUUGUUGGGACGGGGUUUUGUGUGAGGAGAUGGAAAAGGAGGAGAGGGGUGAAGGAAGAGGAAUGGGCCUCGCCCGGCCCGUAUAAGAAUCUUGGAUCGGCGAGUUUUAGGUCGAUCGAAAUGAGCAGUAAUGUGGUGGGGUAA
This is a messenger RNA of Sphenostylis stenocarpa, 1467 nucleotides long. NCBI's taxonomy places the organism in Eukaryota, Viridiplantae, Streptophyta, Magnoliopsida, Fabales, Fabaceae. The record is from the annotation of a GenBank genome assembly.